This is a messenger RNA of Helicoverpa armigera (cotton bollworm), 7936 nucleotides long. It is a transcript of the gene Glut4EF, whose product is annotated as Glucose transporter 4 enhancer factor. The coding region runs from base 457 to 1794 and encodes 445 amino acids. Gene Ontology annotation, biological process: regulation of transcription by RNA polymerase II. The transcript is spliced from 8 exons. The record is from RefSeq and is a predicted model, not a curated record. Gene Ontology annotation, cellular component: nucleus. NCBI's taxonomy places the organism in Eukaryota, Metazoa, Arthropoda, Insecta, Lepidoptera, Noctuidae. Gene Ontology annotation, molecular function: DNA-binding transcription factor activity; RNA polymerase II cis-regulatory region sequence-specific DNA binding.
GUCUCGCUCGCGCGAACAGCUGAGUAUCAAAACAAAGGAGCGAGACGGGCGGUCGCCGGUCCCGCUCGCCGGCCGGCCGGUGUCGCCGCACGCACUCACGCCAGUUCGUGUUCGAACCGCGCUUAUUGAGGUCGUCCGCUGCGAGCUCGGUUGCCAAGUUUAGUACCGCGAAAGAAUUUUCCUUUGUCCCAAUCCUCGAGGACCCUGCCCUCGUAUUAUGUUUCUACGCGAGAGCCGCGACCAGCCCCGGCCUACUGAGGAGCCGGACCGCGCACAGCGUGCCGAAUCGCGUCGAAAUUCUGUCAGUUUUCCAAAAUUCUGUGACGGUUAUCCCGCGAAACGCGUACGCCGGGCGAUUUGAAAUUUUUGAGUGAAGUUGUGAGUAGAAUUUUGUCGGCCACCGGACAGUGGUGCGCUGCCACAAGUGUUCAACUAGUAGAGUGAGGACUGAGCAUCAUGUCCACGGGCAAGCGGCUAGCGAAGCGCUCCAUCAUCGGGACGCGCGUCGCGGCGCUGGGUGAUGACGGACUGUACUACUCGGGCAUGAUCCAGGCGGUGAAGACGCCGGCGCCCUUCCCGGAGAACAACAACUGCAUCAAUCUGACGCCGAACACCCGCUACACGGUGCGCUUCGACAGCGUCAAGAUGAAGAACCGCGAGUACCGCGACGCCGAGCUGAUCGGGCCCGGCUUCCGCGGCAUGACGGGCGUGCGCCUCAAGGAGGGCCAGCGCGUCUUCCUCACGCACAACGGGCGCGAGGUGCGCGCCGACGUCAAGCACCACGACCCCGACACCGACGAGCUGCGCGUCCAGGUGCACUCGCCCACCACUGAGGUGGGGGUUGAGCUAAAGAAAAGACUGGAUGAAGUAAGGCUAUUGGAAUCCCGGAAGUCAGCCAGACUGGCAGAUGUGGACACAGAUUUCGCCAGAUUGGCUGACAUGGCUGGAGACCGCCGCCGUGCUUCUGCCACCAUUGAAGUACCCGCACAUCACAUGCAAGGAUCGCGCAAGCGUGGCCCGAGCAGUUCCUGCGACCUGGGCUACGGCGAGCGCGACGACCAGAUGAACGAGUGCAAUGCUGCGCUCGUGCUGAUGUCGCUCAGCUGCUCGCCCAACUCGCCGCGCCCCAGCGCCUGGGGAGGCAGGUCGUCGGUGUCUCCUGGAGCCAGCAGCAGCUCCGGGUCGUCAUGGCGCUCCGGCACGCCGUCACCUCCACCGGCAUCCUCCUCCUUCAGCGACGAAGGCAUUGCUAUGGACUAUGAAGACAUCCACCCGCGCAAGAAAAGGAUAAACAGUGUUGUAUUCGUCUGCACCUGGAGAGGAUGUACUUACGACACAAACACUUGCUCCGCCAUUGAAGCACACAUCAGAAACACACAUUUAGGGCCAAAGAAAGAAGGCGAUAGUGACCAUGAAGAAGAGUUCUACUACACAGAGAGGGAGGUGGCGGCCCCGGCACCGCCGCCCACACUCUCCCACCGAGACAUGUGCCGCCCGCCGCACGAGGAUCCCGAGUAUCAACGACAGCUAGUCGGCUCUUUCAGGCAAGGUCUUCUCUCUACAAUGCAGAAUGGAACCGCCCGGCCAAUAAGCAUUCCCGUUACACAUCAUUGGGCCAAUUCACAUUCACCAAAACAUAUGCGGUUAUCAGCGGCGAGCGGAUCACCGGGCAGUCCCGGGAGGCGGCCGCGCUCGGAUAAUAAGAAAUGUCGUAAGGUAUAUGGCAUGGACCAACGCGAUCUCUGGUGUACACAGUGCAAGUGGAAAAAAGCGUGCACGCGUUUCGGCGAUUAGCGUUCGCGUCGCACGCACGCAUAUGCGCGGGCAGUGCAACUUAAAUGAACGGUGACGUUACAUUAUUGAACCAAAAUACAAUGAGACAUUUUGAUCAAUCGCGAAACGCGAGAACUAUUCCGUGUGGGAUUCAUGAUUUAAUUAAUUAUAAGAAAAUAUAUACUAUUAUGAAUGAAAGUUUUUAUUAAUAUAAGCAGAGACAUAAAAUUUAGAUAUAUUCGUUAAAAAAGUUAAAGGAGACAUAUUUUUGCUCUUUAUAUGUGGCUCGUGUUUUGACUGCAUAAUGGACAUUGCCCACGUAUUUUUGUAGCGCAGUAGAUUCGCCUUAACUGUGACGUACGUACAUGUGGAAUGCAAAAUUGUGUGACGCUCUCGAGCGGAGACUGUGAAUAUUAGCAUUAAGUAGUUGUAAGAUUAGACUGAGAUGAAUGCUGUGAAAACAUUGUCAACAGUGUUGACCAAUAUAGAAUCUUCUCCAGUUGACCAAUAUAAACUCCUUAAACUAGACAUUUUAAAAUACCACAUUUAUCAUAAAGGUAUUUUAGUUGGUAUUGAUUUAAACAACAGUUUGGGAAACACUGCACAGUGUCAUCGAAACUCUUGUAAAGGGUCAGUCAAUUCCGUCCACAUUUUCGAAUGUGCUGCUUCGAUUGUUAUCGACAACACGUCCAAGACAAUGUUUUCACACUAUUGUACUAUGUACUGAGUAUGCCACUGUAUGCUCUGAUUGUUCGACCACAUUCAAUGUCGAAAAUACUUCGGUGAUAUUAAUCACUAUAUUAUAUGAAAUGUAUAUUGACUGACUUAUUAGAUAAUAACGAAAUAUAAAUAAUAAUAUAUGAAUUAGCCUCGUAAGUUAUCUCAGAUUCGACGAAAAGACUACUAACAUGUUUAGACUUAAAUUUUUAUGAACAUAUCUGUGUUGUAUACAAAGAUGGUCCUACUAGAACAAGGAGACAAUACUCAAGAGAUGCUCGCGCAUUCUGCGGCGCCGGGGCUUCACCGCGGAGCUCUGUGCUCGUCGCAAUGUGAACACAACAGGGUGAGCAGCAUAUACGCAAGACUAUGACUUCCAAGGAGACGAGAGAAUUUGUAGGUAACACCACACUGUACAUACUGAUUCAAUUAUUGCAUACAAUCUGCAAAAAUGGAGUUCGUUUGCAUGAAUUUCGAUACGCCAAUAGAUGAGGCCUAAUAAUCUAGUAACCGGAACGUCGUCGGAAAACUUGAGAUAUGAAUUUCAUAUACCUAUUUAAAGUUCUGAUAAGAUUAAGAACCCAUAGAAUGUAAUGUAACAUUAGAAACAUCAACACGUACAGGAGGGAAAUAUAAAAGAAGCGUGCAGGAUUUGGGAAAAGUAAGAAUAAAAGCGAUUGCGAGCUGCAAUAUUACUUAUAAGUAUUACUGAUUAAUUAUGUAAAUAUUAAUUUAAAUAUAGUGAAUUAUAUAAAAAGAUAUUAUUCUGUAUCUACAUAUUUAAAAAAUAAAAGCAAUGUUUGGAUGUGUACAUAGAUAAAAGUAUAAUUAUGAAAUAUUAUUGUUACUUAAUGUAAUUGUUUAAAUCGAAAACUUUUGUACGGCUUCAUGAUAACGAGUUUAUGAAAUAUUUUAAAUAGUUAGGCACUGUAAUGAAUUACAAGAGCCGCGUAAAGUUUUAAUUUUGUGUUCCCUGCAUACAUCACGACGCGAAUGGAUUCUUUGUUACCAAGGCUCCUUGUCGGUUCAAAUAUAUUUUUAAGUACAUAUUAACAAAUUACAAAAUGCUUACAUUAAAGAGAAAAGUAUUAAGUUCGUGAAUACUCCUGGUUGUCAAACCAUAGGUAUCUAUGUAAUAUUUAAAAUGUGCCAAUUGUAAAUGUAACAAUCACUGUGAAAUCAAUAUUAGACUAUUAUACACGUAAUGUGUUCAUGUGUUCAUUAGUAUGCACUAUGAGCUAUCUAAUUACAUCGGUGCUGAUACAAAUAACGCACAUUUCAGAUAAAUAUGUACCGAGUUCUGUGCCUAUUCAGAAUUUGGACAACUUAUAUUAUUGAACGAUUACUGGUAUCAGUUAUCUUGGUUGUACAGGAAACAUGUUAAAAUCCUUUUUAUUAAUCUCAUCGAUUCAAUAACAUGUUAAUUUCUAUUUAGAUCUGAUUAGACCAGACAGACAGUCUAUUUAUGCCAAAUGCAUUCAUGAGAAUUGGACAAGGUACAACAGAAAUCCGCUUCUAUUCAUGAAGAAUCUUUAAAUUUUUAUGUUUUUUUCUGAUACGCGGCGCGGUAAACCAAUCAGAGUUUAUUUUUAAAAAGUGACCACACAGUUGAACUAGCAUUGCAUUGCACUUAUUGUGUCUUAUAGUGACUGAAUUAGUAACGGCCAAUACAGCCCCGCUCCUCCGCCUAAAUGAAAGAGAUGUGACGAUUAAGAAUCAGUCCAUAAACAAAUAUCAAUCAAUCAGUAUCAGAAUUAAAUAUGUAAACACCAAUUUUUAUUACAAAUUAAAUUCAAUACGUACCUAUUACUCAUAUGAUAGAGAUACCGCUUCUUGCCAAAUUUCUUUAUAAAGUAUGUGUUACAGGUGCUUUAUGUCAUUAUUAGUAAUACUUAAAUGUAUUUGGAAAUCGUGCUAUCAUAAUAUUAUAUUACGUGAUGUACCUGUAAAUCUUACCAAAUAAUUACAUUUCAUUGCAAUAUUGGUUGUGAUAAAACAUCAUGAAGUUGUCAUUUAAUAGCAAAAUAACAACGCUCGACGCAAUGAACCUCCGCGCUUUCUAAACCAAAAGAUCACUGUAGUCGUAAGCAACAACUCAGCUAGCGAUUUGACAACUGCCAUAUUGUAAGGAUCUAGAAUAUAUAACUGCAGCUUAGAUUUAUAUGUAGCUCCUAGUUGUAUUUUAAGUUGAAGUCAUAAUAAUAGUAUUUAAUAUGUUAGGUACAGUAAACGUAUUACGUAUAUUUAGUUGAUAUUUGUUAUUUCACAGUUGUGAAUUUUGUAAAUUGUUUCAACAAUUUCUACCUUGAAUAGUCGAUCACAUUUUAUAUUUCCACGCAAAAAUGUAGAAAACAUUUGAACAUGCCUCAUGUGGACUGUUUAAGUUUAGACUCACUUUUCCUGUAGCUGCAACACUACCACUGUAUUUGUACCUCUAACCAAAAUAAGAAUUGUUAUCAAUGGGUAACAAUAAAAAGUUAAGACCAAUAUUUACGGAGAUAAUUACCGGGAUUAUAUUUAAAUACGUAUCGUCGGUAGACAAUAUACAUUUUGCAACGAUAUUUACGUACCAAUUAUUUCAUAUUCAUGCAUAAAUACGAUGCCGAUCUCAAUUUAUUUUCGAAGCUACUAGAGUUACGUUUAGAGACAUAAUAUUAUUUCAUGCAUAGAACAUUUCUUAUUUUAUAUAAAUUAUUCAUAGUAGUUUAGGCGUUAUUAUUUUUAAAAUAAAGACACUUUAUUUUUAAUAACUAAAUGAUUUGUAAGUAAAUAUUUUUACGUAAUUUACUAAUUUAUUUAGCCAAAAUUUUUGCUCAAUUUUGUAUGCACUCAACACCAAAGUCAUAAUACUAACAAGAAACUACAUAUCAGUACAAAAAGCAUAAUUGAAACAGUUUUAAGAUUUUUUUGCCUAGAAGAUCACAUGCAUGGGCUCACGUCGCAGUCCUAAUACUCUUGGAAGCAUGUUUCGAUGAAAUUCUUAGAUAGAGCGCUAGUGUAGCUCCAAGUUUUAAUUCAGUUUCUACGUAACGGACUGUCUACUUGAGACCUAAGUACUGUUCUUGAUUAGGUACAUCAAAAUAUUAUUUAGAACUUACAGAUAUAAUGCAAGUGGGAUUUAAAUCCGUGUCGUCGAAUUGAGCACGCGUUCAGCAAUAUUUGAAUCCCACUAAAACUCGCUCCUCUUGCGAGGAAGUUAAAUAUCUUUCUUUUUACAUACAGCGCCGCUAUUUUCUUCUCUAACUUCUUUAUGUAAAUAUGUAAAUUGACAAAGGUCUUAGAUACUAAUAAAUACCUGGUAUUGAGUGGAACACCAUAAUUUCUAGUGCUAUCGGUACUUACAUAAAGCUGACGAUAUUAUGUAAACGUUAUCAACGUAAACACAGUUUUACCUUCUAGUUGAGUAGCAUAUUUACUUAAAUAUUGUAUUCUUAAUAGUCUAUUCGUGAAUAUAGAUUACUUCACCUGUUUUAUACAUACUUUUAGUACCCUUUGUUGUAAUAUAAUUUCCGUUAAAAUUAUGGUACCUACAUGCUAGCAUGUAAUUUUAUCUACAAAUAUUUUAAAUUAAUAUUAUCUAUAUCAUAGAUUUACGACACUGUAAUUUCUUAUUUUUAUCGUGUAUUGUAAUUAUUUACUCCUAAUUGCGUAUAUUUUAAUUAUUAUGUUUCAUCAUUUAUUCAUCCCUUAUGUAUUUUGCUAUUCCAAUGAAGUUAAUUUUAUGUUUAUGUGGGCAAUUAUAGUUUAUGAAAAUAUGUCUCCUGUUUUUAGUGGUACCAAUGUAUUAAGUACUUGUGAUUAAAGAUAUUUUCUUGACAUGUCCAUAAUCUGACAUAAUCUAGCACUCAGCGUAAUAUUAAUUUAACAACGAGUUGGCAAAAAAGUACAAUUUCACAAAAAAAGGAAAAGAGCUAUUAUGAUGAGCUAAAUGAAAAUACCUUUCUAUCGAAAAGAAUGAAAUUAAUAUAAGGAAAUAAAGCACUUUUUACCGAUAUCACUAAAUAUAUAUUAGUGUAUUAUGUGUUGGUACUUGCCAAUGAAUCAAAGCCAACUUGCGCUAUGAUCAGGCUGCAUGACGAUUUUUAAAAAAUCAGGAAUCAAUCGUGUAAAAUAUUAUAUUUACAUAUAUGUACACUGAAAAUCAAGUACAUAGCACACCUCUUUAAGAAAAUAAUAAUUGCUAAUACAAGUAGGUACCUAUCUACCUAUUGUAAAAUUUGUAUGUAUAGAGUACAUAUUAUUUGCUUUAUUAUUUUAUUCCUUAAUAGUUUAGGUGAGACUUCUGAAAAUCGAAUUGUCACGAAAUUAACAGUGUACCUAAAUCCUGUUACCUAUAUCAUUUGAAUUGUAAUGUGAAAAGUUAGCAUUUUUUGUGGAAAACAUCCCUACUUUUAAUUAAUAUUGUUCAACUAGAGAGUGCCACAGACUUUCAGAAUGACUAAUGUGCUAGUCGUAUCUUGGAAAUAUCUGAAUUAAGACUCAGCAUAUUACCUAAAUGACCUAUGCUAAUUUUUUGCAUUAGGACUGUCAAUUCAUGUAAAUCUCACAUAAUAAUCUACCUUACAGGAAGUUACUUACGCAAUUGUUAAGCCAGUAUGUAUCAAAUUUAUAUCAAUAUGACGUAAGUUUCAGAAAUAUGGUGUAGAUAUCUAGUUUCUUGUUAAGAACCGGUGGAUGCAUCGAUACGUCGUUAUUAAUGGUUACCAGUAGUUUUAAGGACGCAACAUGAUCAAAUAUGUUGUUUAUCUCUUGAUAGAUAUUAUAUUUUCAUAUUUAGUUGUCAAUAUCACAGCAGUUUUAAUAGACACUGUCAGCUCUAUUCCUCAUAUUUAACUUUCUCUAACUGCCAUCACAAGUUUUGUUUACUACGAUCAACAAAUGGUAGAAACUAGCUGGCGGUUAAUCUACUGUGAUAUUCAUAAUUUUAUUUAUUAUUUUCUAAAUUAUUAUUUAUAAAUUUAAUGUUGAAUGUGAGCAGAGCAUGUUAUAUUUUAAUGAGAUUGUCGUAGUUAAGACAUUAUUUUAUAUUGUAUCUAAUGGAAGGUCCAGAAUGUGUUCCAAAUUGGUUUAAUAACGAUAGUUAAUACAAUUUUAUUACAAAAUGUUUUUGUUAAUACGUUGUUAAUAAUCUUGUAAUGUAAAUUGAAACAAGAAGAAAUAUGUACAUCACAAAACUUAACAGCCUUAUUAAUGCACUUUGAGCUCUCUAUCUAUAAUGUGUAAUAUUGAAUGCAUUUCAUAGCAAACUAUAUUUGACUGUGAAGUAUUGUACCUACCUAUACCUACUUGACAAAAUGUUACACAAUUUAAUGAAAUAUAUAUUAAAAAAAUGUUAUUAUUUUAUUAUGUGCUACUUCAAGUAGACUAUUUGCCUGAAUAUACCUCAAUAAGUUUAGUAUGAAUUUUGUGUGUCUUGAAAAAAUAUAUUUCAAUUAUUAGAAUCACA